Messenger RNA from Spodoptera litura, 390 nucleotides. RefSeq lists its product as uncharacterized. The record is from RefSeq and is a predicted model, not a curated record. NCBI's taxonomy places the organism in Eukaryota, Metazoa, Arthropoda, Insecta, Lepidoptera, Noctuidae.
AUAUUUUUAUCGUAACACGAUGUGUUGUAAAGGUAUUUUCUUGUUUUGCCUUGUAGCCGCAGUUUUUCAGAAAACUACAUGCCUACCUUUAGGAUACCAAGGUGCAAUAAGUCCUUGCAACCAGCUCAUUCCAGAAUCCAUCGCUGGAUCACCAAUCAUCACUGAAAUAGUGCCAUCUUUACAAUUCGGUGACAUCACAGUUUCCGGUGACCUGCCGAUAGGUGGCAGUAUAAAAGUGAAAGGAGUUUUCCCAGUUUACGGCACGGUGACGUUAGAUGGCGCGCUUCCAUCAUCUGGAUCAGCUGUUGUAAACACUGGGUGCGGUGUUGUAUCACAAGUUGUUUAAAAUGUGUUUUUGUAAAUAAAUUAUUUCUUGUUGUUAUUGUUAUA